AUGUCAUCAGCUAAACUGUGGGGUGGUCGUUUUACAGGUGCCACCGAUCCUCUAAUGGACGCUUUUAAUGCUUCUAUACAUUUUGAUAAGCGUUUAUUUGAAGCUGAUAUCCUUGGAUCACAAGCUUAUGCUAAAGCUUUAGCCAAACGUGGUAUAAUUACUUCGAAUGAAUGUGAAUUAAUCGUCGAUGGCCUUAAAAAAGUUCUUGAAGAAUGGCGAACAAACACUUUCAAAAUACAACCUGCCGAUGAAGAUAUUCACACCGCAAAUGAAAGGCGUUUGGGUGAAUUUGUUGGAAGCGUUGCUGGAAAACUGCACACAGGACGCAGUAGAAAUGAUCAAGUUGCAACUGAUUUAAGAAUCUGGGCUAGAGAAGAAGCAAAAAAAUUAUUAGUCUAUGUUAAACAACUGAUCUAUGCUGCUGUUGAAAGAGCUGAAAAAGAAAUUGAUGUAUUGAUGCCAGGCUAUACUCAUUUGCAGAGAGCUCAACCUAUUCGAUGGAGCCAUUGGCUUUUGAGUUAUGCUUGGAGCUGGCAAGCCGAUGCUCAACGACUUGAACAGAUAAUCGAUCGCAUCAAUGUUCUUCCUUUGGGUAGUGGUGCAUUAGCCGGUAAUCCUUUCAAUAUUGAUCGAGAGUUUCUGGCUAAAGAACUCGGUUUCAAAAGUGUUAUUCAAAAUAGCUUAUAUGGUGUUAGUGAUCGGGAUUUCGUGGCUGAAUUACUUUUCUGGGCCUCAAUGACAAUGAUUCACAUUAGUAGAUUUUCUGAGGACUUAAUUAUUUACAGCUCUGGAGAAUUUGGCUUCGUUUCUCUCGCAGAUGCUUACAGCACUGGAAGCAGCCUUAUGCCGCAAAAGAAAAAUCCGGAUAGUUGCGAGCUAUUGCGUGGUAAAUCUGGACGUGUCUUUGGACAGUUGUCUGGCUUCCUUAUGACAUACAAAGGUAUUCCAAGUACCUAUAAUAAAGAUCUUCAAGAAGAUAAAGAGCCACUUUUUGAUGCAGUUGAAACAUUAGCUGGAUCUUUGCAAAUCACUACUGGAAUUCACCCAGAAAAUAUGAAGAAAAACUUAAGUAUUGACAUGUUGGCUACCGAUGUUGCAGACUACCUUGUACGCAAAGGGGUAUGUAGGGUUCCCUUCCGUGAAACUCAUCAUAUAGCAGGUGCUGCUGUUAAAACGGCCGAAGAUCGCAACAUUACAAUGGCUAACCUUGAACUAUCCGAUUUCAAACAACUCCAUUCCUCUUUCGAACAAGAUGUCACUGAACUUUGGGAUUAUGAAAAAUGUGUUGAAAAUAGAUCAAGUGUAGGCGGAACAAGUAGAGCAACAGUUUUAGAGCAAAUACAAAAUUUAAAAAGGUUGUUAAAUGAAAAUUAA
Messenger RNA from Dentiscutata heterogama, 1374 nucleotides. Lineage: Eukaryota; Fungi; Glomeromycota; Glomeromycetes; Diversisporales; Gigasporaceae. The record is from the annotation of a GenBank genome assembly.